AUGGAACAAGUGGACUUGUUUCUCACGCACAUCCCUCCAGUGACUCGGGUCUGUCUCGUGGCGUCCACCGUGUUGAUGGCACUAUGCACGCUUGAGAUCAUCUCUCCGUUCUCUUUAUAUAUGAACUGGCAGCUUGUAUUUGCACACGCACAAGUCUGGCGCUUAAUUACCUGUUUCCUUUUCUUUGGAACGUUUUCUUUACACUUCUUCUGGAAUGUUUAUGUCUUAAUCUUCUACUGCUCAACCUUGGAGGAGCAUCGCCGCAGUGCGACGUUUUUGUGGAUGCUUAUAUGCACUGGGGGCCUUCUUCUGGCAUUUUCAUACAUUUUCGGAGUCAGCUCAUACUUCUUCAGCGGCUCGAUGAUCAACGUCAUGACCUACAUCUGGGGUCGACGAAAUCCGAAUACUCGUCUGUCCAUUUUUUUUAUGCCUGUACAGGCUCCUUACCUUCCAUUUUUACUUGCAUUGUUAUCACUGUUAGUGGGGUGGAACAUGGCGGACCAUCUUGUUGGCAUUGCAGUUGGACACUUCUACUACUUUUUCGAAGACGUCUAUCCUCUGUUGCCCACGAGCAAGGGAUUCCGCAUCUUCCGCACACCUCGAAUAUUGAUGUGGCUCUUGAAGCAGCCGGAAGACUAG
Messenger RNA from Eimeria necatrix, 639 nucleotides. RefSeq lists its product as hypothetical. The record is from RefSeq and is a predicted model, not a curated record. Lineage: Eukaryota; Apicomplexa; Conoidasida; Eucoccidiorida; Eimeriidae. Bases 1 to 639 code for a protein of 212 amino acids. Gene Ontology annotation, biological process: endoplasmic reticulum unfolded protein response. The transcript is spliced from 2 exons. Gene Ontology annotation, cellular component: endoplasmic reticulum membrane; Hrd1p ubiquitin ligase ERAD-L complex. Gene Ontology annotation, molecular function: ubiquitin-specific protease binding; misfolded protein binding.